This is a messenger RNA of Closterium sp. NIES-67, 2000 nucleotides long. Lineage: Eukaryota; Viridiplantae; Streptophyta; Zygnematophyceae; Desmidiales; Closteriaceae. The record is from the annotation of a GenBank genome assembly.
CACCUCAACUGCAAGCAAAUUUGUUUGGACGUCGCCUUUCCCCCCAGUCGCCGCUUGCUUGCAGUGCAGGAGUAGUAUUUGUUAGUCUUGCGUGCUGCUUCGUUACGACGUCGGGUGCUGUUGAGCCUUUGGUACGAACUGCAGGUUUUCCUAGCGCGAUAUCGUAAUUUGCCUGGUAAACCGGGAGGAAGCUGACAGAAUUAGCCAUGGAGUGUCUAGCUCACAGGGCCCCUGUGCCUGUUCCUCGUGCCUCCCCUAACGCCGAGCAUAAGCGAUCUGCUGUCUCCUCGUCGCUAAAGUUCGCCGCUAGUCCCGCGCUUGGUAACCAGUUCGUCGCGAAAAGCCGGCAGGCUGCACGCGCGAGCAACUCACAGUUUAGGAGAAGCACCCCUCGGUGCGAGGCGGCACCAGAAGGUGCCGCCGCCACGGCUCCCGAGAAAAAGACCUCAAGCGACGAUACCAUUCAGCAGUUUCUGCAGCGUGAUUAUAAGUACGGGUUCGUUUCUAAUAUCGAGAAUGUCCAGAUUCCCAAGGGACUGACGGAGGAAACCGUGAGGUUAAUUUCGGCGAAGAAGCGGGAGCCGGAAUGGAUGCUGGAGUUCCGUUUGAAUGCGUUCCGACAAUGGCAGAAGAUGACCGAGCCCCAGUGGUCGGAUAAUCACUACCCGAAGAUUGACUUCCAGGACGUGAUCUACUACUCGGAGCCGAAGCAGAAGGAGACCAAGGCAUCGCUGGACGAGGUCGACCCCGAGCUCCUCGCCACCUUCGACAAGCUCGGCAUCUCCAUCUCCGAGCAGAAGCGCCUCGCGAACGUCGCCGUCGACGUCGUCUUCGACUCCGUCUCCAUCGCGACGACCUUUCGCGAAGAGCUCGCGAAGGCCGGCGUCAUCUUCUGCUCCAUCUCCGAGGCUGUUCGCGAAUACCCGGACCUCGUCCGGAAAUACCUGGGGAAGGUCGUACCUGUGAGCGACAACUACUACGCCGCUCUCAACUCCGCCGUUUUCAGCGACGGCAGCUUCUGCUACAUCCCUAAGGACACCAUCAGCCCGAUGGAGCUAAGCACCUAUUUCCGGAUUAACGCCAUGGAGACUGGUCAAUUCGAGCGCACGCUUAUCGUGGCGGAAGACCGGAGCUACGUGAGCUACCUGGAGGGGUGCACGGCGCCGUCUUAUGAUAAGAACCAGCUGCACGCGGCGGUGGUGGAGCUGUGGACGGGCGAGGGCGCGGAGAUCAAGUACUCCACGGUGCAGAACUGGUACGCGGGCGAUAAGGACGGCGUCGGCGGGAUCUACAACUUCGUCACCAAGCGCGGGCUGUGCGAGGGCAAGAACUCCAAGAUCUCCUGGACGCAGGUGGAAACGGGGUCCGCCAUCACGUGGAAGUACCCGUCCGUGGUGCUCAAGGGCGACAACAGCUCGGGCGAGUUCUACUCCGUGGCGCUGACCAACAACAAGCAGCAGGCGGACACCGGCACCAAGAUGAUUCACGUGGGGAAGAACACUCGCAGCCGCAUCGUAUCCAAGGGCAUCUCAGCGGGGCAGUCGCUCAACUGCUACCGAGGGCUGGUGCAGGUGCAGCCCACGGCCCAUGGCGCCCGCAACUACUCGCAGUGCGACUCCAUGCUCAUCGGGGACAAUGCCGGCGCCAACACCUACCCGUACAUCCAGGUGAAGGACCCGACGGCACGAGUGGAGCAUGAAGCAUCCACGUCCAAGAUCGGGGAGGACCAGCUGUUUUACUUCCAGCAAAGAGGCAUCGACGCUGAGAAAGCGGUGGGCAUGCUCAUCAGCGGCUUCUGCCGUGAAGUGUUCAAUGAGUUGCCCUUGGAGUUCGCCUCUGAGGUCAACCAGCUCAUGAGCCUCAAGCUCGAGGGCUCCGUUGGCUAAAAACAAUUGUGCAAAUGUCUCUUGUUUUGCCUUUGUUGAAUGGAAUGGUCUUUGCUUUGUACCUGUGGUGUAUCAAUAAAUGACCCGUAACCUGUUGCCUCUAUGGCCUUCCCC